CAAACCCCUCUGCUUAUGUGGAGCCUAGCUCAAUAGCCUCUUAGCUCUAUCUGAGGAGAACGGUGGAAGAGUUUGUUUCCUCUCCCUCUGAAGCCUUCUAAUCCUGCUCCGUUGUCUCUGUGUUUGCUAGCGGGCUGCUCCCUCUGCCUUUAUGGUUGUCAAUAUAGUUUCUCUCUCCCACUUCUGUGUCUCUCUUUCCGGCUGCCGCUAGAGAACCAGGAAGUAAAGAGAGAAAGGGGGGAGAAAAAUAAAUACCCAGCAACUGAGGAAAACAAGGAAGUGAAUGCAGCCAAAGCUUCAGCUGUGAAGUGAAAGUAGACCAGGGCAGUUUGCAUAAGUGCUAGCUAGCUAACGUCAACACUGGCUGUGCUCUCCCCAGCAGAGUUUAACGAAGAGCGACAGAAAGAGAACGAGACUGCAGCGCCUUCCUCACAAAAAUACCAGCAGUGAGUACCCAUUUGAACUGCGCUGCCCACUGGGUGUCCUGCUCAUCGCCCCUUAUUGACCCUACUCAUACCCACCACAAUGACAGACCAAGGGAAACCCUGGAGAGGAAGUGGAGGACCUGAGGAGGAGGAGUUACCACAGAUGGACGGGUCAUGUGACGCUUGUGAGCCUGAUGAGGCCCAGCAGGCAACCCAGGUGUGUUACACCUGCAGCUUUGCCUUCUGCUCUACCCACGCUGAGAAACAUGUCCACAGCACACGACACCUACUGACGCCCUACGACCAGGAAGUGGCGCAGCCCCAGGCCCGGUCCCAACAGCCGGCCAGGGACAGAGACCCAGGGGAGGGGGAGGAAAGGGUUCGAGAGAUUGGGAGUAGGGCAGAGCAAGAGGUGGUGGAAAAUGGGGCAUGCGGUGGGGCUGGGGUACAAGAGAACGAGGCGUGUGGAGGAGAGAGAAUCCAAGGGGAGGGGAAAGUUGAUGAUGAAGAUGAUGGUGAUGAAGAGGCGGUGGCAGCCCCAGAGGGGGGCAUUAAGAGGGAGACGGUGACAGUGGAGAGGCUGCGCUGUAAUGAGCAUGGCCAGGAGGGUACUCUUUACUGCAAGACUGACGAGAAGGUCAUCUGUGUGGUGUGUGCCGUGCAGGGGGAGCACCGCGAGCAUGAGAUCAUCACCUUGCGCGAGGCCUACAUCUGGCAAAAGAGCAGGGAGGGUUAUGACCUGCUGGGCUGCACACAGAACAUGGCUGACCAUAUCAAGACCAAGUGGACCAACCCUGAGAUGUCUACAGAGCAGUUGGAGGCGUAUGUCAACAGUCAGUUUGAUGAGCUCCACCGGCUAGUUCGUCUGGAGGAGAAGAGGACCCUCCACCUAGUGGACCUGAAGGAAGCCUUCCUGACCGCCGCCGCCGCCGAGAAGAUUGCUGAGAUCACCGUCCACACCGAGCGGCUCCAGGAGGAGAUGGCCUGUAUCACGCAGCAGCUGGGCCAGCUGGACCAGGCCGAGGCACAGCCUGGAGCCGGAGUAGCCGCCCUAGCACAGGGAGGACCAUGCCCCAGACCAGCGCAGCGCGACAUUGAGGCCAGACCAAGGUAAGACUGAUUCAUAACACCCUCUUUUAUAGCAUCUGGCAGAACUGGGAGAAAAAUACCCUUUUAAAUCCCCACACUCAGGUGGUUUUACAGUGGGCUUACAGGGAGAGGGGAUCAGUAUGCGACACACAUCCAUGCUCACACUCACACGUAUAGUAAACUCACACAUGCACU
Oncorhynchus gorbuscha (pink salmon) is the source of this 1709-nucleotide messenger RNA. Its product is annotated as tripartite motif-containing protein 44-like. Bases 526 to 1539 code for a protein of 337 amino acids. The transcript is spliced from 5 exons. Gene Ontology annotation, molecular function: zinc ion binding. Lineage: Eukaryota; Metazoa; Chordata; Actinopteri; Salmoniformes; Salmonidae. The record is from RefSeq and is a predicted model, not a curated record.